AUGCCAAAGUGGCCUUUGUGUAUUUGCAUCUGCGUGCUGAUAGCCUCGGCAGUUGCUCUGAACGAGAUCGACAAUAAUAGCCUGAAUGAGCAUGAAGGUGAGCCGGAGACGGAGACGGAGAAGGACACGGAGUCGGACAUCAAAUUGCCCAGUGAAGUGCAGAGAGCCGUUUGUACUGUCAAUGCUGGCGAGGUCAAGGCAUCCGCCGAGGCGGUCACAACUAAGACAUUAAAGGGCGUCUGUGGCUCGGAUGAAAUGAAUUUGGCAUUUCGCAAUUUGGAGCAGAAAAUGCUUGAGGAAUUGCGUGAAAUUAAGGAGCAGCUAAUGAAGUUAACUGCAAUGUUGGCACAGCCAAGAGGAACCUCCAAGCUCCUGACGCCCGCCACGCCUGCUACGCCCUCCACGCCAUCCACGCCCUUCAUGCCUACUACGCCCUCCAUGUCAGCCCCAUUUCUAAAGCCCACAAACAUGAAAAUAAUAAAAUUCGAGCAAAUAACCUUGAAGCCCAGCCAAGAGAAGAAGCUGCCUCAGCUUAAGCAAAUGGAAAGUGCACCGGAACGAGAGGAAGAAAUUGACAGAUUCAACAAUACGAUGCUGGCAGAUCAGGACUUUCAAUUAUUUACCUACUACUGGAAGCUGGAAAACAUUACCGAACACAUUGCCGAUGCGUCCACUAGAACUGUUAAGAGUCCCAUGUUCAGCAUACGAGGCAAGACUCUGCAACUGCUGUGCACCUUCCAGCAUUUGCACCGGGAUAUGAUCAAUCUGCAAUUGGCCAUGGCCUAUCCAUCCCAUGAGCACGGCGUCAAGGGCAAAGAGAACAAUAUUAUGCUGGAUAUGGGCGGGCAGUGGAAGCAGCUGAAGUGGGCUGAUCAUGUUGCCUUUAAACACAAGAUUUCUCUAUUAGAUCAACAGCACAGCCAUCGACGGACGCAGGACCUCAACUCACAGGAGCUUACCAAACUGGAUAUGGGCUUCUCCAUACCGAAUAGCGCAAUCUUAGGCAGCAACUAUGUGAGGCAUAAUUCGCUGCUUAUACAAAUUAUUUUAUAUUUGUGAAAGGUUUAUAUUUUAAUGAAUAUUAAACAAAGCAACCAAACCCCAUUAGCCAACUA
Messenger RNA from Drosophila hydei, 1115 nucleotides. RefSeq lists its product as uncharacterized. Bases 1 to 1059 code for a protein of 352 amino acids. Gene Ontology annotation, molecular function: protein binding. The record is from RefSeq and is a predicted model, not a curated record. Lineage: Eukaryota; Metazoa; Arthropoda; Insecta; Diptera; Drosophilidae. The transcript has 3 exons.